Molecule: messenger RNA, 401 nt
Organism: Paramuricea clavata
Lineage: Eukaryota; Metazoa; Cnidaria; Anthozoa; Malacalcyonacea; Plexauridae
Source: the annotation of a GenBank genome assembly
AUGGAGGAACACCAAGAGGAAUACGAUGACCAGAAAAUGGAGGAGUUGAGGGAAAAGUAUCCAAACUAUAAAGAAAUGGAUAUAGAAACUUUAGAUGACGAAUUACCAUACCUUGACAAGGAUCUUAGGGAAAGCGAAACUACUGAGGAGACCCAGGAUAUUAACGAGGAAAUUAAUUACGUACGAGAACUAAGGAGAAAAACACUGAACGGAGACCUUACGCAAGAACAAUUAGCUGAGAAAUUCCCUGACCUAUAUAAUCUGUCAUACGAUGAUUUAAUGGAUAGGGGAGACAGACUUUUAAAUGAAUUAAUACUAUCCAAUUUGGAUGAAGACAGUUUUAAAGAAAAGUCGGAAGAACUGAGAUACGUCAGAAUGCUAUCAAAUGAUUACCAAAGAGA